Molecule: messenger RNA, 1046 nt
Organism: Drosophila innubila
Lineage: Eukaryota; Metazoa; Arthropoda; Insecta; Diptera; Drosophilidae
Product: protein C15orf41 homolog
Exons: 3
Coding region: 109-993 (294 amino acids)
Source: RefSeq, a predicted model, not a curated record
AUGAAAUGAAAAGAGCUAGUUCUGCUUCGGACACUGAUUCAUGAUGAACAACAACACUGCCAGCUGAUCACACUCAUGAGCUAAUUUUAAAUUUAAAUAUUUUGUAUAAUGGCUAAAAACACAGCCACAGCCGGCGACAAAGCAGCAAAGAAGAAGAUAUUAAGCAGCGUGGAAUAUGCGCGUAUUUGUCAAUUUGUCAAUGGCUAUCACGGCAACCUGGCAAUUGACUGUGAACUGGAAAUGGUGAAUCGCUUCUUUAUUGACGUCGAACCACUGGCCCUGAUCUGUAUACUCCAAUCCGAGCUGUUUAACAAGGCUCGCGGGCAGCAUUGGCGCCACGAACAGCGUUCCAAGAAGCUGCUGCAAACUUACGAGGAUCAGUGUCAACUGUAUAAUGAUAAUGCUCUGCUGAUACGCAUGGCCUGUGUGGAAGGCAUGAGUCCCAUUGCCCUGUGUCGCAUAAUACUGCAGGAGAAAUAUGAGCUUAAGCAGAGACCUCAUGUUUCCCGCCUGCUAAAGUAUCCGCACUUGAUCAAUGAUCCCCGCCUGGCAGCCAAUGUGCAGCAGUGCCUGUACAGUGAUAAUCAAGAAGGACCUGUCACAGAUCUGCGACGACGCAUUGUUGGCGAAGAGUACGAGGUGAAGCUAAAGCAUCUGGCCAGGGAGGCAGGCAUACAUUUCUAUGAUGAGCAGGAUUUACGGCGCAUGGGCUACGACAAGACCCCAGAUAUCAAGAUGAUAUUACCAUUUCUGUACAGGGGCUCGGUGGUUAACUGGAUAGAGAGCAAGGCCAACUUUGGAGAUCCCAAGGGACACAAAUGGAACAUACAACAGCAGUUGCAAAGCUAUUGCAAUCGUUUUGGACCUGGCAUCGUUAUCUAUUGGUUUGGUUAUCACGAGGAGACGCCACAGCUACCUGAUAAUAAUAUUGGCAUUACCGUGCUUACAGAUUUCCCUGCUCGUGACGAUUUAGUUUUUAUGCAGCUUAAUUAGUUUAAUUAUUCAACUUUUAACCACUUGACAAGAAAUUACGAGUUAUUUAACAA